CCUAUGUACUGAUAUGAUACUAAUGUUAUCAACCCAUCCACGCAAGUCAAACAACCGCUGUCACUUUACCAAGGCUUGCAUUCAUACCGCUUCCCGUGCAAUUCACGUCUCAAAUCCAUUAUUGAAAAUGAGUAUGCACUUGCAUGAGUCCAGAUUCACGCCGACAUCACUCCCAUCGACAUCCUCGCGGAUUGGCGUUGUAGAGCGAUGCACAAGCUCGACCAACGACGAAUGCUUGUUACAUCAUGGAACUUUAGGACGUGCAUCCAAUGAUCAAGAUUCAAUGAAACCAGCCCUGCACUCAUGUCUUGAGUUGCUUGACCAGCUCUGUCACAGGCUUAACAAUACUUACAAGGAAACCCUUGAGAUCCGCGCCCGCAUCACAGAGAUUCUUGCUAUGGGGAAUACGGGCGCGUUGGAUAGCAAUGUUGACCCAAUCUUCGGUGAUAAGUCUCCAACCAUCGCGCCCGUUGCACUUAACGAGCUUGGUGCUAUUCCAUUGUGGUCGACCCCGCCCAACCUUGCCCUCCUGUCACAGCCGCCAGUAUUCCAAAACUCACACGGCCAUCCUUCGGACCAGGGGUACGAAUUUCUUACGCAAGCAUCUGUCGGGGUCAUUAGUACCCUGCCAGAGUAUCCAGAUCCUGCAGUCCGCCGGCGUGUGUGAUUAUAGACC
Messenger RNA from Suillus clintonianus, 676 nucleotides. RefSeq lists its product as uncharacterized. The coding region runs from base 14 to 667 and encodes 217 amino acids. The transcript has 3 exons. The record is from RefSeq and is a predicted model, not a curated record. Lineage: Eukaryota; Fungi; Basidiomycota; Agaricomycetes; Boletales; Suillaceae.